Molecule: messenger RNA, 1924 nt
Organism: Paramecium sonneborni
Lineage: Eukaryota; Ciliophora; Oligohymenophorea; Peniculida; Parameciidae
Source: the annotation of a GenBank genome assembly
AUGAAUAAAUAACUCAAGGAUUUCCUUAUAAAAGACUAAAUAUUCUCAAAUAAAAAAAGAGUCUAUCAUAAUGCUAUUAAACUGCAUCCAGAAAACGGUAUUUAAAUCAUGAUAUUUGUAUUUUAGGAGAAAAUGGAUAGUGUGUAAUUCAAGUAAUUUCUAAGCCACCAAUUAUUCCAUCUAUUUAAUAGAUGUUUAAAAAACUUUGUGGGGUUUCAAGUAGGAAUGUCAUUUAAUUCAUUGAUUUAAAAGAAUCUCCAACAAAUUACUAUUUUUUUAUGGAGUAAAUUAAUUAAGGAACUUUAGAUGAAAUAAUGACUACCUCAAUUAUUAACGAAGAUAAAGCUAAAUGUUACUUUAGAGAAAUCUUAAAUGGAUUAAAAUGUAUGAUUUUGUUUCAUAUAGCUUUGCAUGAGAAUCAAAUUACCUUUGUAGAUCUAAGUCCUAAAAAUAUAUUUUUUUUAAAUGAUGAAAUAAAAAUAGGAUAGAUAAAUAUCUUUAUUGAUGAAAUAGCCAAUAUGAAUAAUGAUCAGGAUUUUGAUUCUUUUGGAAUUGUAAAAGAAAUAAUUCCACCUGAAAUUCUACAAAAUCAAACCAAUUCUUCCAUGGUCUCUGAUUUAUAUUCUGCAAGUGUUAUCUAUUUUAAACUGCUAUAUAAGAGAUUUCCAUUUAAUGGUUCAACCAAAGAAGAAUUAAUUUAUAACAUCAAAGAAAAUAAUAUAGUAAUCAAAAUACUUACUUAAGGAUUUUUCCUGCAGUGAUUAAACUAUCAGUAAUGAGUCCAUAGAUUUUCUACAAAAAACUCUUAGAUUUGAUCCAAGUGAAAGAUUAAAUUGGUCUUAAGUUUAUUCGCAUCCUCUUUUAAAAUUACUUAAUAUAGCUAAUACUUUAAUUGUAUAAUCAACUCUAUUAUCUAUUUCUAUGAAUACAUUAAUCUAAAAAUCUGAUCUUGAGCCUAAGACUUUUGAUUGUGAAAAAAAUAGAUAAUUUUAUUAAGAUAUUGAAUAAAAAACUAUUUCUGGCAUUCAUUUAAAUGAAAAUUAAGCUAUCUAUAAUUAAAACAGUAAAUUUAAAAUCUUAUCAAUAUUUUAGAUUUAAAUGGAGAUCAAGAAUUACUUAAAAAAUAAUUAUGUAUUACCAAAGAUCUUUUUAAAGAUUAAAAAACUAAAAUAUUAAAAAAAUAAUUAGAUUAUUAUAUUGAAUAGAGGUAUGUCAAAAUUUAAUAUUUUAGAAAUAUUUAUUCUAGUUUAUCAUAAACUCUUAGUUAUGUGAGACUCUUUAAUACAGAAUUUGAAUCAACUACUUUAGAAUUUGUAAUUCUAAAACUCAUUUUUUUAAUUUCCCAAUCAUUACUUUAAUAAAUUUAUGAAAUUAGAUCAGUAGUCUAAUUUGAAUAAUCCCUCUCCUAAGAUUUAUAAGAAAAAUAUGAUAAUUUUUAGAAAAAAAUUGAUGAAGAACAUAAAAUUAUUGACUCAUUUUUUUCUAAAGCUUUGCAAUAAGCUAAAAUAAAUCUUGAAAAGUCCAAAAAAAAAUCAAAUUUUGAGGAAAUAAUUAAUAAAACAUCUUAAUAUACACUUUUUGAAUUGUUGAGAGAUUAAGCAAAAAUUUUUAUCUAAAAAAUACCCUCAUUUAAGGUAUAAAUUAAUUUAAUAAGAAUAUUCAAAAUGACAUUAAAUUACAAUAUGAAAUCAUUAUUCAAGUUUUAUUUAGCCUUGCUCUAGUUGUUUCGUAUUUAUUAAAAUGGAGCCCUUCAGAAAUCCUUAAAAAAUCUUCCAUUGAGUAUUUACAAGUAUUUAUUUAAAUCUUAAUUUAGUAUAUUAAUACUUAAUCUUAAGAAAUUUUACUUGAAGAAUAUAAAUAAAAAUAUGCUAGUAUUGAUUAAGCUUUUGAUAAAAUAUCAAGAAGCUCAAUUAAAUAGUUUUGA